This is a messenger RNA of Colletotrichum costaricense, 951 nucleotides long. RefSeq names its product GDSL-like Lipase/Acylhydrolase. The transcript has a single exon. Bases 1 to 951 code for a protein of 316 amino acids. Lineage: Eukaryota; Fungi; Ascomycota; Sordariomycetes; Glomerellales; Glomerellaceae. Gene Ontology annotation, molecular function: hydrolase activity, acting on ester bonds. The record is from RefSeq and is a predicted model, not a curated record.
AUGUUUUACAGCGCGGGUAUCAUCACUUCUAUUCUCCCUCUCAUCGCAGCGCGCGUGAUUGAGGACGCCUCUUUGGCGGGUCGGACAACUUAUCCAUUCAACAACCUUAUAGCCUACGGCGAUGAACUGAGUGAUAACGGCAACGGCUCUUUUGCGCACGGCAUCACCGGCGAUCCAGCCAAUGUGUACGGCUUCGGAACAUGGACUAACGGCCCGGUCGCCGUGUCCUAUCUCUCCGACCUACUCCGGGUUCCGCUGACAGACUAUGCAUUCGGCGGGUGCUGCGGUGGAGGCGAUUUUGGGGCGACCUUUGACAAUGCCUACACCAAGUCGAAGGCUGGGGCGACAGACAUGAUUGGACAGGUUGCUAACUACACCGGUCGUGGCGCCCCGGGUAUUCGCUCCUCUCUGCAGUUCCUCUGGUUCGGCGAGAACGACCUCAGCAUGCAUACUGACGCGUUUUGGUUAGGCGAUCCAAAGAACGCGCAGUUUGCAACCGACGCGGCAGUCAAGAUCACCGCGCAGGUUCAGAACCUCAUUGAUAAGGGAGCACCGUACGUUAUGGUCGCCAAUAUCUACCCCAAGCAUCUCGCCCCGGUGACGCCCAAGUACCUCUGCGGUACCAACGCCGACUGCGUCAAGACCUGGGGCCAGGUAAUUCAGCAAGCAAAUUCGGCUAUCCAGAAGAGCCUCGGCCAGUUUGGCAAGAAAGUCAUCUACUAUGAUGCAUUCAGCUUCAUGAUUCAGAUAUUGGCCAACCCCAAGGCAUAUGGCUUCCCAAAGCCUCUCAACCUCUUUUGUGACGGAGACGAGACGGCUCAGUGGACGGAUUGCAUGAUUGACGGGCACGCCAAUGAGUACUUCUGGAUGAACUUCAUUCAACCAACGACUGCUGGACACAAGUUGAUUGCUCAGGAUAUGAAGAAGACCAUCGAUACGCACUUCGCCUGA